Glycine soja is the source of this 2093-nucleotide messenger RNA. Its product is annotated as protein ALP1-like. Bases 206 to 1816 code for a protein of 536 amino acids. The record is from RefSeq and is a predicted model, not a curated record. NCBI's taxonomy places the organism in Eukaryota, Viridiplantae, Streptophyta, Magnoliopsida, Fabales, Fabaceae. The transcript has a single exon.
ACUUUUAUAAAAUUGAAUAAUUUCACACCCAACCAAAAACUCAACGCAAAGAGAGAAACCACGACACAACACAAAACCUCCUUAGACUUGGUGUAUUUUGUUUUUCUGUCUGUGUUGUUCCUUCACAACCACAGAGCCAAAAACAAAAACAUCUAAAACCUCUUUCUUUCUCUGUGUUUGUGUUUUUAGUUUUUGUUUUUGUCCUAUGAAACUCCCAACAACGUUUGCAGACCCGGAAUCCUUGUCUUACCUUUACACCUUGCUCCAAUCUUCCUUCGACCAAAUGAAUGAUCCCACCAACAACAACACUUCCACCACUGGGAGAAAACGCCGCAGAAAAAACGAGGAUGAUGAUGAUGAUGAUGAUGAUGGUGAUGAUGAUGGUUCAUCCAACAACAACAACAACAACAACAACAAGAGGAGCAAGAAGAAGAAGGAAGAGCUAAAGGGUAUCCUCACUUCAAUUCUCUUGUUAGACGAACAAGAGAAACUUGAGCAGCAACAGAACAAUAAGGUCUCAGAGGAAGAGAAGUUUUCAUUGGAAACCAAUCACAAGAAGAAAACAAAAGCCAUGCUUCACUACUAUUCCAACCUUGAUGAGUAUUACAGCCACGUGGAGGAGUCAGAGAGGGUGAAGAGGAAGAAGUCACGCGGCAUGGCACGUGCGGUGGCGGUGGCGGUGGCAGCGUGUGAAAGAGAAGGUGAGGGUGGUGGUGGAAGUGCUGAAGGGGGGAAAUCUGGUGCGGGAGGCUCACAGAGAAGGUUGUGGGUGAAGGAUCGUUCAGGAGCAUGGUGGGAUGAAUGCAACAAAGAGGAUUUUCCUGAAGAAGAUUUUAAGAAGGCUUUUAGGAUGGGAAGAGAAACCUUUGACAUGAUCUGUGAGGAGUUGAAUUCAGCAAUUGUGAAGGAAGACACCACUUUGAGGAAUGCUAUUCCUGUGAGGCAAAGGGUGGCUGUGUGUUUGUGGCGAUUAGCCACUGGGGACCCUCUUAGGAUUGUUUCUAAGAGGUUUGGUUUGGGGAUAUCAACUUGUCACAAGCUUGUUCUUGAGGUUUGCACCGCUAUUAAGUCUGUGCUUAUGCCAAAGUACUUGAAUUGGCCUGAUGAGGUUGCAUUGAGGAGGGUGAAGAGUGAGUUUGAGGGUGUUUCUGGGAUCCCUAAUGUUGUAGGCUCUAUGUACACCUCUCAUGUGCCUAUUAUAGCUCCUAAGAUUAGUGUGGCUGCUUAUUUCAACAAGAGGCACACUGAGAGGAACCAGAAGACUUCUUAUAGUAUUACUGUUCAAGGGGUGGUGGAUCAUAGAGGGGUGUUCACUGAUGUGUGCAUUGGUUGGCCUGGUUCAAUGCCUGAUGAUCAGGUGUUGGAAAAAAGUGCCCUUUUUCAAAGGGCUAAUGGGGGGCUUCUGAAGGGGGAUUGGAUUGUGGGUAGUUCAGGGUACCCUUUGAUGGAUUGGGUUUUGGUGCCUUAUAGCCAGCAGAAUCUGACUUGGACUCAGCAUGCUUUCAAUGAGAAGAUUGGGGAGGUUCAGAAGGUGGCUAGGGAUGCUUUUGCUAGGUUGAAAGGGAGGUGGAGUUGUCUGCAGAAGAGGACCGAGGUGAAGCUGCAGGACUUGCCAGUCGUGCUAGGGGCGUGCUGCGUGCUGCAUAAUAUAUGCGAGUUGAAGGGGGAGAAGAUUGACCCUGAGCUGAAGGUUGAUCUGAUGGAUGAUGAGAUGGUGCCUGAGGUUGCCUUGAGGUCAAUGAGCUCCAUGAAGACGAGGGACGCGAUCGCGCAUAAUCUUCUGCAUCAUGGUUUGGCUGGCACUUCUUUUCUGUAAACUGAAAGGGUUGUGUUUUGGUAAUGGUGUAUACCGUUUUGCUGCUUGAGAUAAUGAUGAUUCUUUUGCUUGUUUAUUAUUAUUACAUGGUAUUGAAGUAAGUCACUGGUCAUUGUUUGUUGAAGAGUCUUUGUAUGUAAAAGAUGUAUUGGCCCUUUCAACAGAUAUAUGAUUAUAGUCUGCACAGGGUUAGAUCCUGAAUUUGUAACCCCCAAUUCCAUACUUUAAUUGCCAAAUAAGAUAUUGAAUAAUAAAAUUAGAACAUUCUUUUGUAGCA